Molecule: messenger RNA, 582 nt
Organism: Chelonus insularis
Lineage: Eukaryota; Metazoa; Arthropoda; Insecta; Hymenoptera; Braconidae
Gene: hoka
Product: hoka
Exons: 3
Coding region: 222-509 (95 amino acids)
Source: RefSeq, a predicted model, not a curated record
UCCACUUUCCGUAAUCAGAAAAAGCUAUUUCCGCUUUUACAGGUGUAGAAAAUUAGUACCUAAAACAGUGGGAAUUAUCUUGAUGUGUCAGAGAAGAUAACACCUUCUCAAACAGUCUUAUCUGGUCUGAAUCAUGUACGGGGUUCAGUAUAAGAUACAGUUUCAACAACCAACAUUUUUAGCUGUGAAUUGUUACAAGAAUAUUUAAAAUAAUUUUCAAAAUGAAAUUUAAAAGUGCUUUAUACUAUUUGGCUAUUGGUUUCUUAAUCCUGGGAAUGUUUAUGGGUGAGGUUGAAGCUCGUCGUAAAAUUCUUCGAGGAAGAAAAACCAUAAAUCGACAAUAUUUCCGAAGACUCGGUAUUCCUGCAUGGUCUAUCGUUUUGCUUUGUGGCUUAGGAAUGCUAGUGGCUGGUGGAGGAUUAUACUUAGUUCUCAGGAGAGCAAUAAUUAGUAAGGCUGACGAUACCACGUCGAAUACAUAUCAUCAAGCAAUGCAAGAUGAAGUAUAAUUACCCAGUAUUGAUGAUUAUGAAAAAUGUACAAAACAUUUUAUAAUAAAAAGUAUAAUAUUGACUACAUAAA